AGCUGCACGUAGAUAUCGAACAAAGACCACAUCGCCAUUGUGGAAAAUGAAUGAUCCCUGAAAAGAGAGAGCGGGACAUUAUACACUCAAAGCAUGCAACUCUAAAAAUAGAUUUGGGGAAAACUGAUGGGAAAAAUUGCGUCCUCGUGAAUAAGGCCUAUUGUAGGCCUACGGAGUUCUGCUAGUGUCACCUUCAUAUUUGAGAUCCUGAAUAUUUUAUUCUAGGAUGUCGCCAUCCUGUUUCACAUAUUAUUUCGACAACCAGUUAUCUCCAGUUUUUGGCAUCUUGUCUGUAAGGCUUCCGCAUCUGAAAUGAAGUAUGUUUUAAUCUAAAUUAAUUGUCACUUCCACGGCUCCGUAAACUGGGAAUUUCCCGAGUAAAUGUUAUGUUCGCCACGAUUCGCGUCUCACGGCCGUUUGAGUUUGAAUAGUGUGAGUUGAAUUGUACUGAACGUAGUGUUCAACGCUGUUUGUUUUUUAUCUCCAUUUGAAUCGACUCUGCGAUAUUUCGUCUAUAAAGCGGUGGUAGACAAAUACAACUCUAGGUCCGGCAGAAACUGGAGUAAGGUUGUCCACUUCAAAGAAUGGGGCAUAUUGGGCUCAGCAAGGGAAAUCCCUUUGGAGUGAGCAUGGAAGCUCGUUUAGUGAUCAUGUUCAUUGCACUGGGACUGUAUACGGUGCAAACCAACGUGUGCCCUCCGGAGUAUGAGACAAAUAUUCAGGGCGCAUUUGGAUGGUCCGGCAACAAAGCCUACCUACAGGAAGGCAUUUGGCACGCGAUCUCCUGUCCGACUUUCCGCACUGGGGAGGAGCUUGAUGCCGUUUUGUGGUACAAGGGGUCGGACAUUAAUGACCCUUCGAAGGUCUUUCUGAUGAGCCGUAACUUUCUCAUUGGAACGCACAAGGACACCGCUGCUAGUAUGAGAUACGCCCUGAGUCCGGAUGUCAGUUUGAUCAUCAAAGGGGUUGAACCGACUGAUAAAGGUCGGUACCUGUGCCAAGUUGUCCCAACGAAGACCAUCUACAGACACAGGGCUGUAGAUCUUGAUGUCUUUGAUAAUUCCUUCCCAGCCAGAGUCAGUGAGGCAUCGUCCUCUGCUGUCAUCCAGGGAGGACGCAGACAGACGCUACCGUGCCAGUGCGCAUCACAGUCACCCGACGCACCAUCCGUAGUGUAUUGGUCAAUGGGAGAGGGCGUCACUACAGAUACAGAGAUCAUUGGUGCACGUUUCUCUGAUGGCGUCACCCUGCAGAUCCAACAUGGCGCUGAUUAUAGCAUUGGUAGCGAUGCUUCUCUUACAGUCAACUCCCUGAAUGAUGUACAUGAUAACCAGCGAUUCUGGUGUCACGUAUUUCAGUCAGAUGAGACUCUCAGAAAUUGCUACACCGAUAUCGAAAUAAAAGAUGGGCUAAAUCCCUCUGGUGAUGCUCUGAGGGCAUCUGAAACAUCAUUCUACCUCCAAAAAGGACUGCGUCAGGUUCUUCCUUGCAACUGGAAGCCAGGCACUGCAACCUGUGCGAUUCAGUGGCUGAAGAUCGACACCUCAGAUCGACUUCUCCUCAGUUACAACUUGUCGACAAAUCAGGUGGAAGCGGACACAGGUUUUAAUUUGACCAGUGAUUUUGGUCUGGCUAUCGCUUCAACCGAGCGCGACCAUGCUGGGAAGUACAAAUGUAGCGUUGUGUAUACUGAGAGUGUUGCAGAAAUCGAAGUCCGUGUAAUAGGUGAUAACUUUCCUCUGGACGAUGGCAGACCAAUUUCAGGUGUCUCUGAAACCUUUGAACCUGGUAAAGAAAUGACACUAGCUUGCCUUGCCAGACCAAACAUCUCGGUGAAUGAAGCCAUUGUCUUCUGGUCGUUCGGAAAACCUGACAAAAAGACAGCUACUUUUAUUGGCAAGCUGAAUCUACCAGAAGGCACCAAGAAACUGUCCGAUCUUGGAGAUAGAGGAUGCUUCGACAUAACACCUGAAGGUUCCCUGAUCCUCAACAACUGCUUCCAAGAUGGAGACGUCAGAUACUGGUGCCACGUAUUUUAUGAAAAGCAUGAUUUGGUCAGAUCGUACCAAGAUUUGGUAACAAAAGAUCCUUCUUUUGUUGUCGUCGUCGCCCUUGUGUGCAGUUGUAUCCCAGUGGUUAUUGUGGCAGCUCUUUGUGUCUUGUGUUGGAGGCGGAAACCCAGACCACACUUAAGACAAGGGCAAAGGCCUACUGGUUAUGAAAGCAUUCAGUUGGAGGGGCAUGACGACAGUGACUCAAACAUAGAUGUAGCGCCGCUGGUCGAAAAAAUAAAAUCACUAGUGAAAAGGGAAAUGAGCAGACUUCCUGUUACGCCCUGGACAUGGGAUGACGUAGACAAGGCAGAAAUGGAUGAUGUUUAUACCCCUCCAGACCUAUUUGCCAAUGUUCACAUGCAGGGAGGCUGGCUAAGGUAUAAGCUAGAUUCCGAAUCUGAACUAUUUACUGAUGGCAUAUCCAAGUUGGCAAGCAAUCAUGUUCUAAUUCAAGGCGUUUCAGGUAGUGGUAAGACGACUUUCUUGCACAAAGUGGCAACUGACUGGGCCUUGGGGAGAGAGCAGGCGCUGCUUGGACGGAAGAAAUGUGUCUUUGUUUUGCCUGCAAAGAUCCUCGGGACAGCAAAAAGUCUCGGAGAGGCCGUUGCUCAGUACCUCCUUCCAAAGGGUGAAGACUUUUCGGCAAAAUUAAUUAAUGAAUAUUGCUCACAUAAUGCCAGGGACGUGGCUACCCUCGUGGAUGGUUGUGAGAAUAAAAAGGACAUACAACUUGUUCUUGUUACCAUAAAAGAUCAGAUCUCUUCAGGAAUGCACGUAGUAAUGACUACAAGGGACACGGGGCUUGCGGAUGAAAUGUGCCUAAAGGAAAACCUGCGGUAUGUUAUACUGGCAGGUUUUUCAAAAGAAAAUGCUGAGUUUUAUGUUAAACAAUUACUAGUAAAAUCCAAAACAGCCACCCGAACUCAGAUAGGAAGCAAAAGCAGUAACACAAUCAAUGUACGCUCACAAUCUACCGAUCGGGACAUCAUAGAAAACAAGAAGCCUGAAAAUGAAGAUGGUUCAAAUGUGGAUAAAGCAAGACAGAGUGGUGAAACGUCACCGCUGAUAACGACAGAAGAACAAUCACUAUCAGGCAUCAAGGAUGCAAAAAUAUCCGAAUGCAGUGACAAAAGUCUUAAACGACAAACUAGUAAGACAGGUGAACCAUCUCAGGAUCAGUUUGCGUAUAUGGAUCACAAACAGGACAGUGACAACGAUAAUGGAAGAUCUCAUGCUGACAAGCUGGAAAAAGCACCAACAAGUCCGAGGACUGAAGGAUCACAACAGAGCCAUUACCCAAUAGAUGUAUACAGCACGCUUAACUAUGGAGAUGUAUUUCACAAACUGGUAGAAUAUGUGAAAGUUGACUUUCCCACCCCCGAUGUAGCGUGUUUGCCACUUUACCUCUCAGUUUUUUGUCGGCUGUCAUUUUGGACAAACGGCAUUGCUUUCCAGGACGGUGCUUCCAGUGGUGUGCUGUUCUUGCGUCUGUUGAAGUGCAUUGUCGAUAAGGGAAAAUCUGAUCCGCUGCCAAGAAACCAUGACGGUAUUAAAACUGCGUUCAGUCGUGAACAGUUAGGCGUAAUUGAUAAACUUGGCCAAGUGGUUGUUGGAAAUAUGGAGGACCUUGAACAACCGACAGCUUUCAAAGAUGCAGAUUUUGUAGAAUCUGGUAGAGGGAGAAAGAAUGUGCUUGACAUGGCUGAGCAAGUGGGACUUCUCUGCCCUGUCCAAGUAAUUCCUGAAAAAUCUUGUGAACACAGUGAACAAGGGGAUAUUGUUCCCUCGAUACCAGGAGAUGGAGCCGCUACUUUUGUGUUAGAAGCACUGCAAGAAUUAUGCGCUGGUAUUCACUUAAAUCAAAACAGCGAAUCAAGAUCCUCACUGGUUCGAAAGAUGUUAAGCAAGAAACUCUGUGAUCAAAAACUGAAUAACAUAGUUCUCUUUGCCAGUCAGACCAAAGAUUGUGCUAAAUCCACUUUGUCAGAAAUGAAAUCCGAACUUGCAAAGUCCCCACCUGCACCAAACGCUUUUACAGAUGUGCUAAAGCACCAGAAGACUGUUGAGCUUGCCAUGAAACUGAUUUUUGAAAGCAAGUUGGACUGCGCCUCCCAAAAAAAGCUUCAUUUUGUCUGUGUCAGUGGUAACCUCCGCCUGAUGGGUAUUUCCAGCCACAAGAUUAAGCUCCUCUCGUAUUUUCUCAUGCAAGUAGACAGCUCCACCUUGAAAUCGAUAGAGUUGUUCCACGUUGGCAAGCACACCUGGACUGAACUUGAGGAAUACUUUGACCACUUUGCACCGGGAGUCUUGGACAAAGUUAGGAAGUUGUACAAUAAAGACCGUGACACCAAGCUGGACCCAGAAACAUCCAAACAGUUGCGUGGCAGAAUAGCUUCUUGCUGCAAAGACAUGCCUGAGUUUCCUUCUGACUGGUCAGACGACAAUAUCCUUCAUACCGUGCAGUCGUCUGGUCUACAGGAGCUCUUGGAGUCACAGUCUGGUGAAUGUCACUCAUCUAGUGCAUCAUCAGAGCUAACUCAAUCUCUUCAUCGUCACUCGAAGCUUGAAAGUCUCGUUCUCAUAGGGACAAUUCUUAGUUCUAAUGACAUGGUUACUUUGUUCGACAAAAUGAACAAACUGAAGAAUAUUCGGAAACUAGAUUUUCGCUUGAAUAAGGAGUUUGACGAUGAGGCUUUCUUCAAGGUGGCAAAAGCUCUAAAUGGUUGCGAAACGUUGACUGACCUUAGACUUUCUCUGUACAAAGUGACCUUGAAAGGGUUUGACAAAGUCCAGAAGGAAAUCAGUACUUGGGGAAGGCUUGAAACCCUGUAUCUACUGCAUGGUUCUCCGGCCGAAAAAUUUGUUGGGUUCCUGUCAGAAACUUUGGGGCAUCUUUGUGGAAUCACCUGUCUUCAUAUAUCAUGCUUACAUCCACCAGAAAAAUUAACAGAAACUACAGCAGACACGUUUCGAAGUACCAUGGAGAAGUCAAAUAUCGUGCCGUCCCUUAAGGAGCUUGUCAUUGUAAAUAUCGAGGAACUGAAAGAGUGGUGUGAAUCACUGAGGCUGCCAAAGAUGACACAAGCCUCGUCACUGAAAGUUAGGCCAGCGGAUCAGACACUGACUCAAACUGACAAGGAUGAUCAAAGACUCUACGAAACUGGGGUCGAUACACAGACGUUACCAUAUAUGUGUAGCAUGCAAUAGGAAAAGGGUGCGGUUUGCUAUUCUUUCUUUUAGUCUCAGUGUUAUUCUGACAAGAGAAACGCUUGCAUAUGUAAGCAUAUAAUCUGCAUUGCGAGGAAACUGCAUACAGAUUUAUUCAGUUUUAUUCAGCCAUUUUGGCCUGACGCCACUUGUUUUAUUGCUGGUUUAUUUCGUUAAAGCCACAUUUCAACAGUUGGCUGAAUUGCAUGUUUUACUUUAAUUAAGAGCACACUUUGACAACUCACAAAGCUAGCCUAUUCCACAGAAAAUCAACAAUGGAGUUGUCAGUUUAACAGGCUUUAUAUUAAGUACAGCACAUUAAGUUGUUUGGGUGUUUGCACUCCACUGCUGUGUUGGAAACCUUCUGGGGCAGUCAGCAAGGAUGCACCUGUGUGUCCUCCUAACCAGAUGAUAGUCUCCUUCAUUGCGUGCAGUCGUCUAGUGUGCAGGAGCUCAGUGAGUCACCGUCUGGCGAUUGUCAGUCAUGCAUUGCAGCAAGUGCCCUAGCUCGCUGCAGCAGUAGCAGCAACAACAAAAACCCAAAGCACGUCAUGUCAUACCGCACCACGCUACACAACGCAACGCAGUGCGACCUAACACAACACACACGCAAAACAAUUUUUCUUAGGGUGAGGAAAACCUACAGCUUGUUUGUUUCUGUUUAUUCAGAGACUAUACAGAGACUACACCAAAUGCCUUUGUAAUUAGUGCUUGUACAUUUUGGCCUAAAUUGUUCGCAUGAAUGGUUAAAGUUUUAAACGAUUACAUAUGUUGCAAGAAAAUGUGGUACUCUCUUCAUACAAGCUUUAUCUGAUUUAAAAAUAAUUCAAUAAUGUAAUUAAUGAUAACCUAUAGUUACUCUUAUUUCCAGUUGUAACAAAUAGUUCGAGAUAUCGAAAGUGUUAAACAGUUAAUAAGCAUUGGAAUAAUUAUAGAAGUGUAAUAAGAUUAAACAUAAGUCUUAUCUACAAUUUAUCCACGGUGAAAUGAGUUACACUUGGAGAUGAAUAAUUGAAAUGUACAUUACGUUUUCACUUAAGAUCAGGUCAGCCAUACCAGGUAUUCGUUGUAUUAUGAAUUAGAAACUGUUUGCUUGUAUAUAUAAAUUGUAACCAGCUUUUCAUCUGAAACAGAUUAAAAAGAAAUACCUAUAAAUAUAAUGCAGCCGUAAGUGAUUUCAAGCAGUGGACACAAGUUGUUCUCCAAAUGAAUGCCACACAACAUGCUGUAGUGCGCGUCAAACAGAUGACGGAGGUUUGUGCACUUUUGCCCGACGCAAAUCACUGCUGUUGGGUCAAAGCGUAAUGGGAUGGAGCUGAUUAAUGUUUAAACAUUCCUUUCUGUUUUGCGUUUUCCUUUUUCUGCCAAGAGGACGGAGUUUUAAGAAUGCAAUUUGUGGAAAGUUUUCCUUGCUCUUUGUUCACUUUCAUCACUUUUGGAAAAGAUACCCUCUUUCAGACGCCGAAUGUAGUUUUGCCAUUUUUUGGCCAAUGCCAGGGAUUUUUACCCUGCUUACCACAGUUUCAUUUUUUUAGCAUCUGUAUUGUGAUGAUAUAGUCAAAUAAACACACUGUACACUAAA
Messenger RNA from Acanthaster planci (crown-of-thorns starfish), 6843 nucleotides. RefSeq lists its product as uncharacterized. The record is from RefSeq and is a predicted model, not a curated record. NCBI's taxonomy places the organism in Eukaryota, Metazoa, Echinodermata, Asteroidea, Valvatida, Acanthasteridae.